Alligator sinensis (Chinese alligator) is the source of this 3034-nucleotide messenger RNA. RefSeq names its product centrosomal protein 89 (gene CEP89). Gene Ontology annotation, cellular component: ciliary transition fiber; nucleus; centriole. Bases 188 to 2557 code for a protein of 789 amino acids. Gene Ontology annotation, biological process: cilium assembly; chemical synaptic transmission; mitochondrion organization. The transcript has 19 exons. Gene Ontology annotation, molecular function: DNA binding. Lineage: Eukaryota; Metazoa; Chordata; Crocodylia; Alligatoridae. The record is from RefSeq and is a predicted model, not a curated record.
UUCUACCGCAAAGAAAGGGAAAGCUGUUUGUGGCAGAAAAUGAUCCCGCUCCCCCAGACUUGCUCCAAGGAUAGGAUCUUAAGUUUGACGUGGCAAAUCCCAUGUCAUAGACCUGGGGAGUUGAUGGCUUUAAUCCUCAACAACAACAACAACAGUGUUAUCUUAUGCUAUCGUAUGGCAACACUUCAUGAAAAAACAUAUAGCUCAUGGCCUGGUCCCUGCUGCUACCAUAGCUCCUAAACCUGCAGUUCCCCGCACCCCUCCCCCUCGUAGUCCAAACCCUUCUCCAGAGAGGCCCAGAUCCGCCUUGGCAGCAGCUAUUCUAGUGACAACAUUAACUGGACGUACUGUUGCUAUUCCUCAGCCUCGGCAGAGAUCACUCUCUGAGAGUGAUUCCACUUGUUUGGAACAAGAAGGCUUUGAGCCCUAUGCCACAAUCACAGAGCUCAGAAUGGGGCCCAAUUGGAAGCGGGAUGGGAGUGAAAGAUCACCUGUGCAGUCUCUGGAAGUGUCAGGCAAUUUUUGUGAGGACGAGGAUAUGGAUACUUAUCUUUCAGACAUAGAAAAGGAGCCAGAAGCCAGCUAUCAGGGUACAGAGGAAAGAAACGAAAACUUUAGCAACGAUGUCAUUUAUUCUGUUCCUUACAAAAAUAAACAGGAAAAGCUUCUAGCCUCUCCUGGCAUCGACAUGGGUGAGAAUGAAAUUUCCUCUCCUGAAACUGCAAUUCAAACAAUAGUAGACCAGUCAAAUGUACAAGUGGAAGAAGAUGAACUUCCUGCUUUGAUUUUAAAGGAGGAAAAAUUGUCAGUUGAAAAGCCACUAAGUGAAAAGCCUCCACCAUCCCCAGAUGUAUCUGCUCGGGCACGACAAGUGUGGAUGGGUAAAACUAAAGAGAAGUUCCAAGAACUAAAACAAGAAAACUGGUCUCUAAACAAUGCAAACCAGACCAUGUUGUGGCAAGUUGAGGAAUUAAAACAACAAAUGAAGGAACUGCAGCUAAAACUUAGGAGACUGGAAAAAGAAAAUGGAAAACUUAAAGACGCUGCAGAGAAGCCACAACGGGAAGAGGAAGUUGCAGAAUUGCUUUCAUUAAGACAACAAGCCCAGGAACUGGUGGAUGAAAAUGAUGGUUUGAAAAUGACUGUUCAUCGUUUGAAUGUAGAAUUGAGUCGUUAUCAAACUAAAUUCAGGCCAUUGUCUCAAGAAGAGAAUCUGCAAGUCAGAGGUCUGCCCCUGAAAGGACCACCACCCCCAUGGCUGUUGGAUAUGAAAUAUUUGUCACCUCUCCUGCUGGCAUAUGAAGACAGAAUGAGAGAAAAGGAUGAUUUAAACGUUGCGCAUGAGAAGGAGAUGAAGAAUUUUAGGGUACGAGUAGAAGAACUGGUGAAAGAAAAUAAGCAAUUGUACCAGCAGUUAAAUAAAAAUAGUGCUACUACCUCCAAGGAAUGGCAACAGCUACAAACUCAAGCCAAGCUGGUCUUGGAAGAAAAUGGAGUGUUGAUGAAACAGCUGGAAAUUCAACAAGCUAAAGCAAAAGACAAUCACAACCAACAUAUCCAAGAAGUUUCUAAAUUGACCAAACAAAUAAUGAUGUUGGAAGCUAAGAAACAGAGCCAGGAAGAGAAGAUAUUAGAGUACCAAAAGAAGCUAGAGGCUUUACAUGCUACAUGUAAAGAGCUGAAAGACAAGCUGAAUGGCAGAGUGACAGCAGAGAAGCAUUCUGCUUUGGUGAAUGAGUUAAAAAGUCAGUUACAACAGGAAGAGGAAAACCGAAGUGCUCAGCUGAAGGAUCUAAUGGAAAAGCUAGUAACACUGCAAGCACGCAAUAAGAGCUUGCUUUUAGAGAAAAAUGAGUUGGUGGCUGACAACAAAAUCCUUGGAGCUGAGCUGGAAACAGCACAGAAGACAAACAGGCGAUCACAGAAGAAAAUAAGACUUCUGAAAGAGCAGUUAGAAGAAACUAUGGAAAAGGAAGUGGCAGCCCACCAAUACCUAGCAAACCUUAUCAGUCUGGCAGAAAAUACAGCUCAGGAACGGGAUCAUCUUAUACUUUUGGCUAAGUGCUUGGAAAAUGAGAAGCAUGGUGUUCUCGACAAAAUAGCAGAAGGAAAUGUACGCUUAGGAAGACUAGAAGAGAAAGUUAAGGUGUACAAAAAGAAAGCAGCUGGGAAGCUCGGAGACAUCAAUCUCAAAAUGACUGAGCAAGAGAAGGAAUUUGCUGGGAAGACUGCUCAGUACCAGCAAGAAAUGAAGCACCUCCAGCGGCUGCUGCAAGACAAGCAGGAAACCCUUGACGAAGUGCUGCAGCAGAAAAGGAAAGUAGAAGGUGAACUUGAAAUAGUAUGGGAAUCAACUUCCAAAGAGAAUAGGAGAAUGAAGGAACUCUUGCAUAAAUCUCUGGAGAAGAACAACAUGUGGAACACUGUCAGAGUUUAUGAAUCUUACUUAGAUGAAAUCUCUGAGAAAGACUUAGUUUGUGGAUAUGAUUUUAACUACUGUGACGUGAAGCCUUCAUCAGCCACUAAGAAUCAAAGUCAACAGGAACCUCUGGGUUGAGGUCAAAGAUGUUUCCACAUCUCACAUGUGAAAGAUUGAUCCCAAAGAAACAAAGAGUAAAAGCUCAACGACAAACACGACCUAGCAAGACAGCAUUUAUCUUCUUUGAUGCUAUUAUACUUUAACUCAUCAACAUAGCAUUCUCUCCAAGGUAAAAAAUUACAUUUUCAGUCUAGAUUUAUUUUAAUAAUGCUGUUGAAGCUAUUUGAUAAAAGGCCAUUCCUAACCCAGGAAAAAUGUACAGUACCAUAGUCACCACAGCAUGCCAGCUCUACUUACCAAAUUAAAAACUGAUAAAUAAUUGCCACGCUCACAAAACAUGCAAAUAUUGCUACAAAACAAGUGAACAAUAAGAGAUUAAGAGAUAAAGAUUUCCUACUUGAUAAAUGAUGCCUAAGCGUUUAUCAAAUGGUUUUUAAUUAAUGUCAGUUUAUAAAAAAAAUCCAACAAAAUUACCUAAAUUUCCAAAAUAUGGUA